AGCCAUGUUGAACUUCAAGUCCUUUCCUCUCAUAGACGCUCUCGCUGUCUCUCUCUCCCGUGCAUGGAAAUGCGUGUCUAAUACCAGCUACAAAAAAAAAAUCGCUUUCUUUCUCCUCCAAUAAAUACACUGCUUCUCUUCUCUGCGUUUUGUGAGAUCCAGCAACACUUCUCUAGUGCUCUUCCAUCGUUCUCUGCUGCCAAUAUGCUCAGAUCAUUAGCCAGGUGUUCAAGAGACUUCAAGUUUGUCACCGAUGAUUUGCUUUCUAAGCGUACGAGAUUUUUUUCAACGGGAAGCAGAGGAAGCAGGCUAGAAGGAAAAGUAGCCCUAAUAACAGGGGCAGCAAGUGGGCUUGGUAAGGCAACAGCUCAAGAAUUCAUCCAAAAUGGGGCCCAAGUCAUCAUUGCUGAUAUAGACACUCACUUUGGCCCAAAAGUCACCAAUGAGCUGGGCCCUGCUGCCCACUUUGUCCAAUGUGAUGUGAGGGAUGAGUCUCAAGUAGAGGAAGCUGUAAACAUUGCCGUGUCCCGUCAUGGAAAACUCGACAUAAUGUACAACAAUGCCGGAAUAACAGGCCCAUCAAUCCCGCCGAGCAUUGUUGACCUUGACCUCACCGAGUUCGACCGAGUUAUGCAAAUCAACGUCCGAGGUAUGGUUGCAGGGAUAAAGCAUGCGGCACGUGUCAUGGUACCUACGGGGUCGGGGUCCAUUCUAUGCAUAUCUAGCAUAAGUGGACUAAUGGGUGGGCUUGGGCCACAUCCAUACACAAUAUCCAAAUAUACAAUACAUGGGGUUGUGAAGUCUGUUGCCAGUGAGCUAUGUCGAAGUGGGGUCCGAAUCAAUUGCAUUUCACCAGGCCCAAUUCCCACACCAAUGACUGUGGGCCAAAUAGCCAAAUUUUACCCAGGUGCAACAGAGGAGCAAGUAAUUAAAGUUGUGAAUGGGCUUGGGGAGCUCAUGGGGGCUAAGUGUGAAGAGAUAGAUGUGGCCCGAGCUGCCUUGUACUUGGCAUCAGACGAAGCCAAGUAUGUAACAGGUCAUAACUUGGUUGUAGAUGGAGGGUUCACCACCUAUAAAAGUCUUCAGUUCCCUUCUCUUGAUCAAAUUGUGUAGGCCACAAGUCUUUCAUAUUUUACUAUUGAGCAAAAAAAAAAUCUCUGCUCAUUUUCCUUCUUUGAAUUACUAUUAUUAGCGACUGAUUUUUUUGUUCUCAAUGACUUUUGAGGGGUCGAUGUCUGUUGCUAAAUGAAUUUGGUGAGAUUUAUCCCUUUUUUCUCUAAA
Quercus robur (English oak) is the source of this 1281-nucleotide messenger RNA. RefSeq names its product secoisolariciresinol dehydrogenase-like. The record is from RefSeq and is a predicted model, not a curated record. NCBI's taxonomy places the organism in Eukaryota, Viridiplantae, Streptophyta, Magnoliopsida, Fagales, Fagaceae. The transcript has 3 exons. Bases 205 to 1113 code for a protein of 302 amino acids.